AUGGCGUGGUUUGUAAGAGCAUCAGAAGAUGAGGGGCCUACCAUCACCACCACAACAAGGGCGUCUCAUUCCCACAAAGCGUCAUUACCACCAGUGCAGCCAUUGCCGAAACCUUCCAAACUUCUUCAGUUUCUAGAAGACAAACCAAGAGUCGCACAGGCGGUUCAGAGAUGGGUGAUUGAUACGGAUGGAUAUAAGGGUCCCAUUGCUAGUCCACCUGUCAAUGCCGAUGAUCCUAGUAAUGGUGCUCCUCCUCCUCCCCCCAUUGACACUUCCAACUAUGCCUCGUGGCACUUUCGAAGUUUGUUCGUCGUAGAGGCUACUUUGCUGAACACGUCCAUCCUAUUUUUCUUUCUCUUUUUCUGGCUCAUCAAUCGGAAUACGCACUUGAGACCCACAAAGGGAUCGACCAUUGUCCGAAAACACCAAACGGCCGCAUUGGAAGAUGAUGAUAGUUUGCUGGACAGUGAGGAAAGCUUUGACGAUAUUUGUGAUAACGACAAAGAAGAUCAUCAUAUUGAAAAAAAGGAUGAAGCCAACAAGGAUGUUCACAAGGUUCCAACAAGGGAGAGUAUCACCCGCCUCGCUAGUCCUAAAUUCUUACGAAAGGAGGGAAAGGGACGAAGUUCCAAACGAGUAUCGACCAUGCAGCGAUUGGUGGCCUAUGGAAUUGAACAGGCCGACGACGAUGAUGGAUGGGAAUCGGCUACCGAGGCGGAAGAUCUGGACGAUGAAGUCGACAAGUUGGAAUGGGGAAACGCUCUGAAAGAUUUGUUACGAAUCACCCGAACCUUGGGGUAUCUCAACGAAAAGGCAUUGACCAUGUGUGCCAAGUCAGCCACGUAUGAGACGUAUCAAAAGGGUGACGAAAUAUUCAAUGCUGAUACUUUUGACGGGACGCAAUAUGGUCUUGUCUCGGGCAAAGUGGAGCUCAUCUUUCAUGAUUUUGAAAUGCACGACGACUUUUUGGAAAGCAUUGAUGAAAGCAAUGAUGAAAAGAUGAGCUACAAAAAUAACAGCAAUGAAGAGACGGAAGUACGACAACCCUUCAAAUUGAUUCUUGGUCCAGACAAGCAAAUCACCUCCUCACUGGCACUAUUUUGGGGCAUGAUUUCGAAUAUGAAAGACGAUGCCGCGAGAUUGAAUGGUGAUUCGCCAACCAAGAAACGCAAGUGUCCGUUAAGGAUGAGCCUCAAGGUCGUUUCAGACGAUGCCAAAGUCAUUCGCAUCACUCCGGAUUGUCUAUCUCGCGUAUUACAAGAGCAUCCUGAAGACAUUUUUCGAAUCAGUGGCACUGUGCUGAAUCGACUGCAACGAAUCACUGUCCAAACGUUGGUCAAGACACUGGGUCUUCGAGGUGACUUGCUAUCACCAGCUCGUCCCAUUCAGCAAUAUGAAAAGGAUAUGGUAAAUGGUACCGAAUGGAAGCAGUUUGAUCAAGAAAUGAAAAAGACUGGCUUCUGUGAGGGGAAGGAACUUCUGCAUCGAGCCAUCCAACUCUUUCAAGUUCGUCUGGGUAUCAACUCUGAGAUUGAUGCCAAGAGCAGGAAAUUACUAAGUGAUAAUGCGGAAUUGAUAUUGUUCGAAGGCGAAAAGACACUGAUUGAAGCUGCCAGCAAGCACGAAUCUUGCUACUUGCUCUUGACAGGAAACAUGGAAAUUGGUAUCUAUAAUCCCACAGGACGCAAUCGAAGCACGUUUCAUCGCCACCAACUGCUCUAUCCAGGAGCGCUACUGGGAGAACAUGAGUGCUUUACUGGCGAAUUUAGUCUCACGGCAGUCAAGAGUGUUGUCUCCACCGACAGUGCCAAUUGCAUGUUACUGAGGGUUCCCAGGAGCGUUUACAACAAACUCAUUAUUCGAUAUCCAAAAGCCUUGGCAAGAGCCUUGGAUUCUCUUUUGCAUCAAAUUUCAUCGGCUGUCUAUUUGCUGCAGGCAACUUCGGACUGGCUCACUGUCACGGCCGCUACCAAUGUGGCCCGCCGAGGAACGCCCUGUGAUUCCUUGUACAUGGUUCUGAAUGGACGUCUUCGAUCCAGACAAAAGGAUUCUGUUGAUAAGAACGCACCUUUUGAAUAUGGAAGAGGUAAAAUGGUGGGAGAAAUUGGUCUGUUGGCAAAUUCCUCGUGGCAAUCCGAUUUGUACGCGAUUCGACACUCGGAGAUUGCCAAGGUUCCAAUCGAGACUUUGCUGUCCAUUGUUCACAAGUUUCCAAAGGCUGGUUUGAACUUUGCCAGAGCCGUCGCCUUGCAAGUUCAGGAGCAAAGUCGCCGAAGAGCAUCCAAUCACGCUGCCGUUGCGGCAGGAGGAGGAGGAAUUCCAAGGAGUAUCACCAACAGCACCACUAAUCUGGGCGGAGAUGCAAUGCCGAGCUAUGGCUUGAAUUUGGCAACCAUUGCUGUGGUUCCAAUGGAUUCCACCGCAAUCAAUCUGAACAAGUUUUGUUCCACUUUGACCAAAGGAUUCCAAAAGAUUGCCCCAUCUAGGCUGGUCACCAAGGAAAGUAUUCGGAAAGACUUGGGCGACAAGGGGAUUCGGUACAGGAACUCGGCCCUGAACGAAUUGAGAAUGGUGCGCUCAUUGGCCGAAAUGGAAGAGAAUCAUCGACUAGUCAUCUAUCAAGCAGAUCCCAAGUAUACUUGGUGGACCAGGUUAUGCAUUCAACAAGCAGACUGCAUCCUGCUGGUCGUAAGCUCCGAUCGGGCGCCCGAAGGGGAGCGCAUCGAGCAAUCGUUGGCUUGGGCAUUCGAAUCCAUGGAUGUCCGAAUUGACUUGGUGGUUGUGGGACAAGACCAUAAAGUCGAACAAGACGAUAGCGAUGACGAAGACGACGAAGAUUUUGAUUUGAAAGAUGACGAAGAAAUGAAUGUCAGUGACCAACUUAACAAUUGGAGCGAAAAGCGAAAAUGGAUUUCGGGACAUCACUUGGUGCGGGCUCCGAUUGGACGGCACAAGUUGGACUUUCAUCGAUUGUGUCGUCGCGUCACUGGUCGAGCGGUGGGCCUAGUCUUGGGUUCGGGCGGUGCCAGAGGGCUCGCUCAUCUCGGCGUAAUGCGAGCACUGAAAGAGGCCGGAGUGACGAUCGAUUUGGUUGGUGGAACAUCUCAAGGGGCUUUUGUGGGAGCCUUAUAUGCCAGACAACCAGACGACUUGGUUGGAGUGGAGAGCGAGUGCCGUAAAAUGGCAGCUGAAAUGUCGAGCAUGAGGAGCAAGCUCUUGGACUUGACACUACCAAUGACAAGCAUAUUCAGUGGCUACAUGUUCAAUCGGGGGAUUCGGAAACGAUUGGGAAACCUCCGAGUUCAAGAUUUGGUUCUAAACUUCUUUUGCGUUUCAGUUGACCUGCAAAAGCAGAAAGAAGUUGUCCAUAGGAAAGGAUUGCUUUGGAAGUAUGUCCGUGCUUCCAUGUCGUUGACUGGAUAUCUUCCACCAGUUGCCGAAGAUGGCCAGCUUUUGGUUGAUGGUGCCUACAUGAAUUCCGUGCCGGUCGACGUGAUGAAGCACCAAAUGGGAGCUCGAGUUGUGAUUGCAAUUGACACGCAUGGCGAGUCGGAACGUGAUCACUACAUGUGGGGCAAUAGUUUGAAUGGUUGGUGGGUCUUGUGGAAUUCUUUGAAUCCGUUUUCCGAAACUGUUAGAAUACCUUCCAUGGGUGAUAUAUCAAUCUUGCUGCAAUGGGUCUCUUCAGAUCAACACAGACGGAACAACAGACUUCUCAGUGAUUUGUAUUUGGUACCUCCAGUCGGAGAAUAUGGAACUCUGGAGUAUGAAAAGAUGGACAUUAUUGUCGAAAAGAGCUACAACUAUGCCAAGCCUAUUGUUGAUGAAUGGGUCAAAAAGAAUCCGUGGUUGAUCUCGAAUGGAAAGCUUGCACCCAAAGCGACAACAUUCACAUCGACAGUUCCGACGUUGGUCAAAAAUGAGUAA
Cylindrotheca closterium is the source of this 3927-nucleotide messenger RNA. The record is from the annotation of a GenBank genome assembly. Lineage: Eukaryota; Bacillariophyta; Bacillariophyceae; Bacillariales; Bacillariaceae.